AAUAUACUGGGUUUAAUAUCGAUACAGACCGAUAUUUAUACAUACAUAAUGAAAGCUUCAGUCCGUGUAUUUCAGCGUGUUCCACUCAUCAAGUUUGUCGGUGGUCCACAUCUUGCUCCAAAGAACCUUGAUCACUCUGUGAAAGCUCAUUCCCAGGCUCCAGAUGGAUUAAAGCCAUCAUCUGCUAAAUCCACCUACUUUAACAGUAACCCAAUCGAACCAGAGGAAGGUGUUUUCUUCUCCAGAUCUCAAUUACCAGCCAGAUUUAAGUACUCUCCUCCAAAGCAAUCUGAAAUUGACAACGUCAUUAGCGGUGGUGCUGACUUGGUUUUUUAA
Messenger RNA from [Candida] anglica, 336 nucleotides. The record is from the annotation of a GenBank genome assembly. Lineage: Eukaryota; Fungi; Ascomycota; Pichiomycetes; Serinales; Debaryomycetaceae.